AUGAAUAACCACUUGAGUAUCUUCCCCGCAAGUCGUUUUGCUGAAACUACCGAGCCAGAUGUUAAAUUUUCUGGCGUCAUUGACAACAUUGAGGACUUGAAAAGAAUUGCAAAGUUAGGUCUGGCUAAAACUCGUGCCUAUCGUAUUUCUCGUCAAGUUGCUGAUUUCAAUUUUGAAGAAAAUAUAAAAGUUUCUAAAAACAUGGUUCCCAUGACUGAUGAAGACAUUCAAGAAAUACGUACUCUUGUGAAUUUGGAAGAAUCGUGA
Naegleria lovaniensis is the source of this 267-nucleotide messenger RNA. RefSeq lists its product as uncharacterized. The coding region runs from base 1 to 267 and encodes 88 amino acids. Lineage: Eukaryota; Heterolobosea; Eutetramitea; Acrasida; Naegleriidae. The transcript has a single exon. The record is from RefSeq and is a predicted model, not a curated record.